This is a messenger RNA of Blepharisma stoltei, 2892 nucleotides long. The record is from the annotation of a GenBank genome assembly. Lineage: Eukaryota; Ciliophora; Heterotrichea; Heterotrichida; Blepharismidae.
AUGGCUGGACGAGAAACAGAGAUGCGUGGAGUUUAUAAAGAAGAAGAGUUUAACUACAGCGACAAAGACACGGAGUAUAUUCCUGAGUCAAAUGCUGGAGGACCUCCCAUUAUGGCUCCUAUUGAUUCUCAAACCAAGCUUCAGUACCUCAUGAACGAAAUAGACACCUACACUCGCAACCUCAGCCAGUUCCACCAACGGACUUCUAGCGACGUGGAGCAUGGAAAGCGUCACCACGGUCCUGAAAAUGAAGAUGAAAAAGAUCUCAUCAGUUCUGAUAACUCACUAUAUACUACCAGGCUUGAAUCCCAACCAGCAACCAUCGUAGGUGGCACACUGCGUGAUUAUCAAUUAGAAGGCCUCAACUGGCUGCUUAAAAUGCACGCCUGCAACAUCAACGGAGUCCUCGCUGACGAAAUGGGCUUAGGCAAGACUUUACAAACAAUCUCCCUUCUCGCUCAGAUUUAUAUACAAGGCGAAACCUCCCCUAACAUAAUCAUAGUCCCUAAAAGCACCCUUUCUAACUGAGUCAAAGAAUUCAAGCACUGGGCUCCUUCUCUACAAAUUUUCGAAUUUUAUGGGAACCAAGAGGAGCGAGAACAGUUGAGAGCAAAAGUCCCCAGAACGAACACGUAUUUCGUCCUAUUGACCACCUAUGAAAUAGUCAUGGCUGAAAAGACGACUUUGAAGACUGUGAAGUGGAAUUAUCUGAUAAUAGAUGAAGCUCAUAGGAUUAAAAAUGAGAAGUCAGUUUUAUCACAGAUUGUAAGGCUUUUUUCGACUAAACAUAGACUGUUGAUAACAGGGACACCGCUGCAGAAUAGCUUGCAUGAGCUUUGGUCUCUGCUGAAUUUUCUGAUGCCAGCUACUUUUUCAAGUUCUCAGGAUUUUGACACUUGGUUUAACUUGAGCGGCGCUCAUAACCAAGAUGAUCAAGAGUUUCUAGUAAGGCAGCUCCAUAGGAUUCUGAGGCCUUUUAUGCUGAGAAGGCUUAAAAAAGAGGUAGAGACCAAGCUGCCGCCCAAAAAGGAACUUUAUGUAUUUUUAGGCAUGACAGAUGCCCAGAGGGAGCUUUAUAAAAAUUUAUUGACCAAAAAUAUAGAGGUCGUCAAUGGGUUUGGCGAAAGGAGUCAAUAUAUGAACACCAUUAUGCAGCUCAGGAAGGUCUGCAAUCACCCAUAUCUGUUUGACGGCAUAGAGCCAGGCCCUCCUUAUGCAGACGGACCUCACUUGGUUGAAGCUUGCAUGAAAUUUAAAUUUCUCGACAAACUGAUCCCACGAUUAAUCGAAAAAGGCUCCAAAAUUUUGAUUUUUACACAAAUGACCAGGCUUUUAGACAUCCUCGACGACUUUUUAAGCUAUAAAGGCUACAAGUACUGCAGGAUUGACGGGAAUACCCCAUACAUAGACCGAGAACUUCAAAUAGAAAAAUUCCAAAACCGUGAGUCUGACGUUAAAAUUUUUAUUUUAUCUACAAGGGCUGGAGGUCUGGGGAUCAAUUUGCAUGCAGCCAAUACUGUGAUAAUUUAUGAUUCUGACUGAAACCCUCAGGUUGAUCUACAAGCUAUGGAUCGAGCUCAUAGAAUUGGCCAAACCCAAACCGUCACUGUGUAUAGGUUCGUCACUGAAGGCACUGUCGAAGAAAAAAUCGCAGAACGGGCCGCCAAAAAGCUAAAAAUGGAUCAUCUUGUAAUACAAAGAGGUGGACUGACACAGCAAAACAAAGCUCCAUCUGUCCAAGACAUGAAAAACAUCGUCCAAUUCGGCGCCCAGCAGGUGUUAAAAAGCACUGGGAACACAAUUCCUGAUCAGGAUAUUGAUAAAAUCCUCAAGUACGCCCAAGAAAAGACUGAAGAAAUCAAUGAAGAGCUGAAAAACAUUGAGCAGGCUUUUAACCUGAAUAAUUUAAGCUUUGAUGGGGCCUCUCUUUACCAUUUUGAAGGCGAAGACUACAAAAAGGUAGAAAAAACCCAUAUCAGCCUAGGCAGAAGGAACAGAAAGAAAAACGAGCUUUAUGAGGUCAAUAAAGAUCUUAACAACCAGCAUAAGAAAAAUAAGAAAAAAGGCUGGAGGGCUCUAGUCAACGGAGGACACCCUCACCAGUUUUUUGACGAGCAAGAACUAGACGAUUUGGACAAUAAAGAAGAUAAAUGGAAUGAAUUUUUGAAUACAAAAACCAAAAGAAGACGAGGAGACCCACCAGUUGAGAAGCCAGAAAGGUUCACUGAUAAAGAUAAAGCUCAAAGAAAAGCUUUGCUUAGAAACGGAUUUUUAAACUGGACAAAAAAGGACUUCAAUAAUUUCAUUUUAGCCUGCGAAAUAUAUGGAAAAGACGAGUUUGACAAAAUCGCUGAAGAAAUCGGCACAAAAAGCAUCAGGGAAGUGGUCAAAUAUUCCAAGCACUUUUGGAGGAAGUAUAAAAACCUGCCAAACGGCGAGGAAUUUGUAGAAAGAAUCAACCAAGGAGAACUGGACAGAGAAAGACUUGCCGAAAUCGACGUGAUUUUAAAGGCAAAACGAAGCCGGUCUGAAGGUGGGCUAACUUUAAGCUACCCUGAAGACCAAGAACCUACCAAUUUUUCGAAGGAAGAGGACUUGUUUUUAGUGAAAUGUCUGCUAGAAAUGGAAUAUGGGAGCUGGGACGACAUAAAGAUAAAAAUCCAAGAGUCUCCUGAGUUCCGGUUCAACGUCUGAUUCCAGUCUAAAAGUCUUGACGAACUUGAAGAACGGUGCGAAUACCUGAUUGAUGUGCUAGAAGAAGAGGCGAUGAACCCUCGGAAAGUCCAGUGUGUUGAAAAAGAAGAGUCUAUUUCAAACGGAAGCGACUGCAGGGUAGAAGUGACGAUGGAUUUCAAGUGGAUUAUAAAAUUUCCGAAGUAUCCUUUAGUUUAA